Messenger RNA from Microbotryum saponariae, 1038 nucleotides. The record is from the annotation of a GenBank genome assembly. NCBI's taxonomy places the organism in Eukaryota, Fungi, Basidiomycota, Microbotryomycetes, Microbotryales, Microbotryaceae.
AUGAAUCUCGACGUCAGAGAGUCAGAGGUCAGCCUCACAACACCGCGUAUCCGCCUGAUGUGGGCACAUUGGAGCCGGACUGAACUUUGUGGCGAGAUAUGGGCAUCGAAUUCUUCUUAUCAUAGCUCUUCACCUCUCUCUCAGCCGUACGGCAAAUUGUCGUUGCCGAGAACCUCAAGUUAGUACCUGGCAUUUACCGCCGAUACGCUCGCCCAUACUAAUACCAAAUCCCCUGAUCCGUCUCCCAGACCAUUCUACCUCCUCUCCCCUAGUGCUCUCUCCGACUUCCCCACUCCCUCCUCAACCUCCCUGCAAGACCUCGACAGCGUCAUCAUCGGUCUAUCCCCUUCCUCGUUCGACUACCCAACCCUCAACAAAGCUUUCCGCCUGUUGGCGGGUGAGAAGGAUCCUUCUUCCUCCUCGGCAGGUUCGGGACAAGAGGACAAGGCGAUCGACGAUAAGAAACCUCAGCCUCGCUUGAUCGCUACGCAUCGAGCGUUGUACGUCAGGGAUAAAGACGGAUCUUUAUCCUUGGGUCCCGGUGGGUUCGUCACUGCUUUGGAGGAGAGUUCGGGGGUGAAAGCGGAGGUCGGUGAGCUGGGACGAUGGAUCCUUUGAGAAACGAGAUGACCCUAUCGUCUCAGCUGACAUAUCAUCUCGUCUCGAUACAUCAAAAAGUCGGUAAACCAGAACAAAAAUUCUUCGAGCUUGCUCUUGAAUCCUUGGCUCAUGAAGGGAUAGGUCCCGACGCGUGGUCCCAAGUAGGCAUGGUCAGUCUCCCCCACAUGAUUCGAGAUGAACCCUCUUUCCUCUCCAACCAUCUCACCCAACCUCAUCCUCCCACAGGUCGGCGACGACUAUCGUCAAGACACCGGCCUCGUCGUCCAAAACCUAGGUCUUCAUCGUUUCCUCGUCCACACAGGGAAAUACCGACCCGGGGACGAACGCCGUCUCUCUUCUUCCGAUGGACAGAACAAGGAUCCGGAAUGGUGUGGACAGAGUUUCGACAAGGUCGUCGAUUGGGUGCUGCAGGAAUGA